Molecule: messenger RNA, 840 nt
Organism: Drosophila busckii
Lineage: Eukaryota; Metazoa; Arthropoda; Insecta; Diptera; Drosophilidae
Product: chymotrypsin-2
Exons: 3
Coding region: 7-819 (270 amino acids)
Biological process (GO): proteolysis
Molecular function (GO): serine-type endopeptidase activity
Source: RefSeq, a predicted model, not a curated record
GUCAAUAUGACAUCGACCAAGCAACGCAUUUCAGCUGUCCUUUUAUUGGCCAUCUUCGGCAGCGUCAGCGUGCAAGCUGCGCCAUACAUUGGAGGUCGUGUGGUUAACGGCACCGAUGCUCAAGUAGAGUCCUAUCCAUUUGUGGUUUCUAUGCGUGGUGCAACAGGCUCUCACUCCUGUGGUGGCUCCAUCAUAUCGGAAGAGUUUGUAAUGACAGCAGCACAUUGCACAGAUGGACGGAAGGCUAGCCAAUUGUCCAUACAAUAUGGCGUAACUCUGAUUAAUGCUGCAGGCCCCAAUGUAGUCGGCGUCAAGCGCAUCAUUCAACACGAACUAUACAACCCAUCAAAUAGCUACGCCAAUGAUAUUUCACUGCUGCAAGUGGAGAGGCCUUUCAAAUUUGAUUACAAAACCAUUGCGCCAGUUCAACUACCUCCUUUUAAUUUUGCCACACCACAAAAGGAAGAUGGAGGUGCAGGCGUGCUUGUCGGUUGGGGCCUAAACGCAACUGGCGGCACCAUUCAGAAAAAUCUGCAGCAGGUAGAACUGAAGGUAUAUUCGGAUGCUGAGUGCCGCUCUCGCCAUGAUGGCCGAACCGAUCCGGCAUAUCACAUUUGCGGUGGUGUUGAUGAAGGUGGCAAGGGACAGUGCAGUGGCGAUUCGGGUGGACCUAUGUUGUUCGAUGGUCAGCAGGUGGGCAUUGUCUCCUGGAGUAUUAAGCCAUGCACCGUGGCACCUUAUCCUGGAGUCUACUGCAAAGUUGCGAACUAUAUUGACUGGAUUCAUAGAAAUCAAAUUAUUUUAGCCAAUGUCGAUUAAAACUUAUACAAUUUGCCUCUA